Molecule: messenger RNA, 1434 nt
Organism: Musa acuminata AAA Group (dessert banana)
Lineage: Eukaryota; Viridiplantae; Streptophyta; Magnoliopsida; Zingiberales; Musaceae
Product: probable trehalose-phosphate phosphatase 6
Exons: 11
Coding region: 34-1188 (384 amino acids)
Biological process (GO): trehalose biosynthetic process
Molecular function (GO): trehalose-phosphatase activity
Source: RefSeq, a predicted model, not a curated record
UUUCGAUCCCUGUGUGUGCGAUAGGAGGACGAGAUGACGAGGCAGAACAUGGUCAUGCAGGAGCAGCCGACGCUCGCGAUCGUUUCCGCAGCAGCGAUCACCGAAUCUUCAUCUCCCUUCUUCCGUCCGCCGCUUCGUGCCACCGAUGCCUCUGCCGCUGCCAGUUAUGCCAGACUCAGGAAGCUGUUGAGCCGGACCGACCUCGGCGGCGGCGGUGGUGGUGGGGCUGGGAGGGCCAGUUCUUGGAUUGAGUCGAUGAAGGCCUUGCCUCCUAGUCAGCUCUCGUCGGCAGCGGCCUGCACUGCCCCCGUGUUGGCUUCCCACUGCGACGACUAUGACGGCUGGGUGAAACGGCACCCAUCGGCAUUGCGCAACUUUGACGAGCUCAUGGCCGCAUCGAAGGGGAAGCAGAUCGUGAUGUUCCUGGACUACGAUGGCACUCUGUCGCCGAUCGUCGAGGACCCCGACCGCGCCUACAUGUCCGAUGAGAUGAGGGAGGCAGUGAGAGACGCAGCAAGUCUUUUUCCCACUGCUAUUGUGAGUGGGAGGUGCAGGGAGAAGGUCUCGAGCUUCGUGAAGCUAUCGGAGUUGUACUACGCUGGGAGUCACGGCAUGGACAUAAAAGGUCCCAACGACGGCCCCAAGCACACAAAAGCCAAGGCAAAAGCUAUUCUCUUUCAGCCAGCCAGCGAAUUCCUUCCCAUGAUAGAUGAGGUCUACAAGUCUUUGGUAGACUCAACAAAGAGCAUCCCAGGAUCGAGGGUGGAGAACAACAAAUUCUGUCUAUCAGUUCACUUCAGGUGUGUUGAUGCAAAGAAAUGGAGUUUAUUAGAUGAGAGAGUCAAGACGGUGAUCAAGGAUUACCCCAAACUCCGGCUUACCAAAGGAAGAAAGGUUUUGGAGAUCCGCCCGACCAUUAAAUGGGACAAAGGGAAGGCACUCGAGUUUUUGUUGGAAUCUCUCGGGUUUGACGACUGCAACGACGUAUUGCCGCUGUACAUAGGAGAUGAUCGUACUGAUGAAGAUGCUUUCAAGGUUCUGCGUGAUCGAGGACAAGGGUACGGCAUCCUUGUUUCGAAGAUUGCAAAGGAAACAAGUGCCUCUUUCUCUCUCAGAGAACCAGCUGAGGUUCUGGAGUUUCUGUGCCGCCUGGUGGAGUGGAAGCAAUUCCAUGCAGAUGGUAAAUGAUUUGAGAGUGCAGUUCAAGUCAUGGCCUCCAGUAACACAGCAUGGAUACUUUUUUUCCAUGAUCAAACACCAGCAAGUUAUGAAGAUAGAACAGUUUGUUCUUUUCCUUCUUUUACUCUUUCUUGUCUUCCGCUUGGAGACUAGGCUUGGAACCAUUAUUAACUGGUUUUCUUGCCACAUCUUGUAUCUGUCCAAGAGGGACUUCUAAUGUCAAAUAAAGAAGCAAUGACGACUCUUUCACUGCAA